CCCGACCAUUUCCUGAAACAGAGCCGUUGUUUCAGGAAAACACCCCUGCAGCUGAAGCCGCAGCGUGUGCUCGCUGGGUUGGGGAUCUGGGAGGGCGGCGGCGCGGCCGGGGCGAACCUACCGCCGUGACGACGACUUCGUCUUCGGGAGCAGCGGCGGCCGCCGACAACCCAAGCAGCAUGGCCAUCUACCAAACCCGAUGGUCAGCAAAGCGGUUGCGUGACAUAGGUAAUUCCAUCCAAGGGAACAAGAGAGAUGUACUAAGCAAGUCUGGCUUUGGGGAUUUGUUGCACAUAUCUCCUGUGCCUCCUCCGCCAGAAGGGCUUAUGGAUUUCGUAGUUAUGAGUAUCGACCCCAAGGAGCGUCUACUCAGGAUUAAUGAUCGCAAGGAAAUACACUUCACAAAAGACAUGGUUAAGAAGAUUUUCAAUGUCCCUUCUGGUAGCAGGCCGCUAGGAUUCGGCAAGAGGGGCAAAUCAGAUUUCCGAAAUGUGUAUUUGGAUGGUGAUAGGUCUCCGAUAGCCACCACAGCAGCUGUUCUAUCAAAAGCGGAUGAUGACGAUGAGGAUACCAUUAGUAGGUCAUGGGUUUUACUCUGCUUAUCAUUGGUCCAGCUCCCGGGACAGGAAACAUGGUGCGUCUUGAUUAUCUCCACACCUUGCGAGACAUGAGUGUUGUCCAUGAAUUAGAAUGGGAUGAGCAUAUUCUGUCCGAUGUGAUGAAGGAAGUUAAAAAGUACCAGGAUAAGAGGUCUGAAGGUAAAGGGAAAUUCCUGAUUGGUGGCUGUCUACCAAUGCUUCCGGUAAUUUACAUGGACCACCUUGACAUUCCAAGAGGAUGCAUAGUUGAUCAUACCAUCGACUACUCACUGCCACGAGCUUGUUUUGUUCAUGAAAUGGACUUCACCGCUGUUGUUGCAGUCGACACACUAGAUGAUGGAUUUGGGAAGCGCCCUUUCAGCUCCAAUACACCGUAUGCAACACCCAAGUUUCUGUCAUAUGUAGAUCAGCUUACCCAAAGAUCAAUACAAGGCAGUGUCACAGAGGAUCUGCCCGAAACAAAUACCCAAGGCGGAGAUGUUGCUUCCGCAACACCCAUUAUGGAUGUGCCGGAGAGCUCGCACACACAAGCCAAUCCACAAGGGGGAGCUGAUGUGGGCUCUCAAGAACCACCUAAGGGUGGUAUGGAGGGUACUGAUGGAAGAGAAGAGACUGUGCACGAGCCACCUCUGGAUAAUAUGGGCGGUGGUGAUGGUGUGUGCGGAUCUUUGGAGGAGUGGCUACACGCAUUGUCUACAUUCUAGGAGUUAGAGCUGCCCCCACAUCUUCGUGACAUAUACAACAAGCACAAAGAGCUACAUGCUACAGAACUUAAUGCCGCGUUGAGCUCAUUUGGGAGGGCGUUGCAGGUCAUGUAUUGCAAACGUAUGGGCCUAAUGUUGUCUGAGGCAGUCGAAGCUGGAUCCAGAAGGGAUGAGGCCAAAGAUGAAGUGGCAGAUGUCACUUUCAGUGUAUCAGGAGCUCCCACAGCAGGCAUGUGCGAUGCCAUCGAAUUGUUUCCGCAGCAGCCUAAGAAACCAGAUGGUGUGCAUGGGACUACAGCAACCGCUACAGCCAAUGCCACCAAAUCUUCUCCGCAGCAGCCUAAGAAACCAGAUGGCGUGCAUGGGACUACAACAACCGCUACAGCCACUGCCACUGAAUCUUCUCCGCAACAGCCUAAGCAACCAAAUGGCGUGCAUGGGACUACAACAACCGCUACAGCUACUGCCACUGAAUUGUUUCCGCAGCAGCCUAAGCAACCAGAAGGCAAAAAGAGUGGGGAUCCAGCAGUUGAAGUGGAUCACACAAACGCUAUCCCAGGAAAGAAGAGAGACCACAUCAAUGGCAGUGUUCAUGGCAAUGUCAAUGUUCAUCGCAAUGCCAAGGGAGAAGAUUCUUGCAGCAAGGUAAACAUUGAACAGAAGUCGCCUCGCAGCCCAAGCUACCCAUUUGUGAAUUUGACAAGGAGGCCAGGGACACUUGAAGACGGGCCUUCAUUUGGCUUAUUUGAACCUAGAAGUGACGACGAUUUACUGUUUCAGGAUCCGCCACAAGUUAGUAAUUCACCUGCACGAUCAUCUGGUCUAUUUGAUGUGGACUCUUUCUUGGAGAUUCGAGCGAGAAGUCCUUUGUUUGAUAGUUCUCCUGGCAGUUCAACUGGUCCAGUUUAUGAUGUGACCCCACUCGCAACAUACCCCCCAUUAUCGACAGGCCCUGCAGAAGCAGGUGUUGAUGAGACAAGAGAGGAGGAGGAGGUGGUUGAAGUCAACAGCGGGCAAAGCCAUGAUGGGAAGAAGCCUACACUUAAGAGAGCUGCACCGGCCGCACCAAGCGCACGCAAGUUGCAGAAGAUGAAGAAGAUAAAAGUUGAUGCAACAGAAGAUGCGAUAUACCAGAGGUACUGCUGUACCAAUUAUCGUAUAAAGGACCCACCCGAAGGCGAGCCUCUCCCUGCAUUUAUCAGGAUAGGUGGUUUCGAUAUUUCCUUCAAACAUUUCAGUAAUGGGCUCAAAAAGCGCGCACAUUUGAACAAUGAGGUGAUGUCACUUUACAUCGAAAGUUUCAACAUUGAGCAGACGUACAACUCAACCAAGCCAAGGAAGUUUGCGUUCUCACCACAUGUUGCUACCAAGCUUUGUGUUGAUCCAAGUUCAUUCAAGACAAGUUCCUGCAUUAGAGAUUUGACCAGGGUCUGCGAGAAGAAUGACAUCGUGAAAUUUGAUCAAUUGUUCUUCACCAUAGUCCAGAGAGACCAUUGGGCAGUUGUUGUUGUCAAUUUCAUGAAAACACAAUUUAAUGUCUCUGACUCCAGGAGCUUAGACCCUGACUACGUCAGCAUCCUUGAGAAGCCUUGCUGCAACCUGAUAACAAACUUCAAAGCACUGGUCACAGAAUUUAACCCAUGGAAGCAAGAUUUUGGCACAUUUCAGAUGUCCAGUCCACCAAGCUACCCGCAGCAGUCAACAUCGUACUAUUUUUAUGUAUAUUAUUCAUUUGUGGUUUUUCGCAACUUUACAUCCUGUUUAGGAAGCAUUUUCAUCUUUUUGUUGUGAUCUCAUGUUUCCUCUCCCUCCUUUUUCCAUGGCAGAUUUGAUUGUGGCAUCUUUGCUAUUCUAUACUUGGAGAAUUUAACUGCCAGGGGAUGAAGCCAUUCAAUACAGUACAACUCGGACUCAUUUAUUUUUAUUUUUCUUCUUUUGCAACCUAUGAAACACUAGUAGUAAAUAAAUUCUAGCAGUCAACUACUAUCAUAUAUUUCUGAAAUUUUAUGUUAUCACCCACCUUUUUUUCAUCCCCUGCUAGUAGUGUCUCACAAUGUGUUUUUUUUGUGUUUUUUUCUCUUGUUGUGUAUGCUCAGAUUCAAACUCAUUGCUCAAUGUCCGGAAGUACAUUGCGGCGAAGCUUUUCAAGCACCCUCAAAACACCCUCAACUCAGAGGACGAGCUUCAAGCUUUGCUGAAAAACUCAUAGAUUGAUGCCAACCGCAACAAGACACAUCUCUAGUAGUUUAGACCUUUUUUUUGCGGUGCAUGUGUGUGCGAAAUGUUUGUAACCGAGCUCUCUAGUAGUCUACGAAACUAAAGUGUUUCGGAAGUAGAAUGUGUCAUGCUGGGGCAUGCCCCCUUUCUCCCUCAUUUUUGUAUGCUGGAGACAUGCUGUUUCACUACUGAUCUGGUGUUUUUGCACACAUAUAUAUAAUGUAGACAUGAUUCCAA
This is a messenger RNA of Triticum aestivum (bread wheat), 3757 nucleotides long. RefSeq lists its product as uncharacterized. The transcript has 11 exons. Bases 1412 to 3094 code for a protein of 560 amino acids. NCBI's taxonomy places the organism in Eukaryota, Viridiplantae, Streptophyta, Magnoliopsida, Poales, Poaceae. Gene Ontology annotation, molecular function: cysteine-type peptidase activity. The record is from RefSeq and is a predicted model, not a curated record. Gene Ontology annotation, biological process: proteolysis.